AUGGGAGUCCCGGGUCUAGCCUCACAAAUCCACAAAUACGGCAGCUACACCUCAAUCCCCCAAACCAAAAGCCGCCGCAACGAUCGUAUUGCAGCGGUCAUAGACGGCCCUUCUCUCGCCCACUCGCUGUACCGACAUGGUAAUUACCAAAGUGGCAAAGACGGCAUCGUUGCUCAAUGCGACCAUAGAGCAAUCGGCAAAGCCGCCGUAGCCUGGCUGGACAGAUUGCGCUCAUAUGGCUUCGAAAUAGAAGGCAUCUACUUCGACGCCGCCCUGCCCGCCUACAAAACCCAGAUCCGCCUGGACCGCAUGCAAGGCUACGUCAACCGUCUUAUCAAUUUCAAACAGAACCACGACCAGAUUUCUAAAUCCCGCCAGGUCCCAGGUUUCAGCCAUCUCGAUAGUCGUGCAUAUCGUGCCCUAGAGAAAGCCAGGGACGGAUUGCCGCCACCGCCUUUUUUGGUCUUUGCGGUCGUUGAAGCGCUUUUGAGGAGUAGAUAUGCCGAGCGAACGUGGUGUGUUGACGGGGAGGCGGAUGGGUAUUGCGCAGCUGCUGCGGAGGAAGCCGGUGGGAAGAAGGGUGGGAGGGGAAGUGUGGUGUUUACAAAUGAUUCGGAUCUGGUCCUUUUCAACUUCCAGGCUGAGGUGAAGGUCGCUUUGAUUAACGAGAUGAAGGAGACGGGUGGUCCGGAAGGCAAUAGGCUGGAGCUUUAUCAGUUCGAUCCUGCCGCUUUCAAGGUCAACGGACAGGCGCCUGAUUUGGUCGCAUGUGCUUUCUACAUGAAAGAGCAACAGGGCACGUUGGCGGAAGCUCUCCGGCAGAGUGACCUGGCUGAACUGGUUUCAGAGGAGUAUGCUGCUUUUCGAGAUCUGUACGACAUAAGGAGAUGGAGCGCGAAGCUGAACGAGCAGCGAGCCCGCAGACAGGAAGGUCGAGAUGUCCUACCAAUGGACUCGCGGAUCUCGGAGCCGAUAUGUCAGGCCAGAAGUCGUCAUACGAGGGACGACCACCUGGCGAUGUACCUACCCGUCCUUUUCGAAGAUCCCACCCGCUCAACAGCAUGGAAGAUUGGGUCUUCUUUCCGUGAAGCUGCACAGAUGAUCAUCUUGAGCGCAUCGAGAGCAACGUCGCUGCUCGAGUACCGGAGAAGUGGUAUACGAACCGUUCCAGCCAGGGUCGAGAAAGUGUCUAUCCAAGCGAUCGACAAGCAUCUACGAAACCUGGAAGCGUUCUUGGGUGGCUGCAGUGCGGUGGCACUGACGGGCUUCGAGCGAUGGAGAUACCUUGUGAUGCAGCUGGCAUUACAGGACAUGCUUGAGCAGGACAUCGCGCUGCCGGCCAAGAACGACAUCGCAGAAGUGCUUGCUGGCGAGCCGCAGAGGACGUGGCAGCUGGUGCAUCUUUCCGCUCAGUUCCAAGCGCAGUAUUACUCUGUUCGUAUGUUGCAGCAGGUCUGGCGCUGGUGGGAGGGCGAGACGAGUCCGGACGACCAGAUCGUGGUUUCGGACAGACUCAAGGACGUUCUUGAGGGCCUGCCAGUUAUCGUUGACUUCUCCUCCAGCAGCGUGAGUGCUGGCUCGGACGUAUCACGGAUCCAAUGGCAACAACUGGCCGAUGAGCUGUUGGAGAGCUUGUCUCUUGGCAGCGAUACAUCGAUGCUGGAGGAUGGCGAGGACGGUGAUCGGGAUACGGCGGAAGUGCCCGAUGCAAGCAUGGCCAACAACCCGUUUGCUGCUCUAAGGGAAUCGACAUGA
This is a messenger RNA of Saxophila tyrrhenica, 1755 nucleotides long. RefSeq lists its product as uncharacterized. The transcript has 2 exons. Bases 1 to 1755 code for a protein of 584 amino acids. NCBI's taxonomy places the organism in Eukaryota, Fungi, Ascomycota, Dothideomycetes, Mycosphaerellales, Extremaceae. The record is from RefSeq and is a predicted model, not a curated record.